Messenger RNA from Passer montanus (Eurasian tree sparrow), 7212 nucleotides. It is a transcript of the gene SETD7, whose product is annotated as SET domain containing 7, histone lysine methyltransferase. The record is from RefSeq and is a predicted model, not a curated record. Gene Ontology annotation, molecular function: protein binding; histone H3K4 monomethyltransferase activity. Gene Ontology annotation, biological process: regulation of DNA-templated transcription. Bases 1 to 1383 code for a protein of 460 amino acids. Gene Ontology annotation, cellular component: chromosome. NCBI's taxonomy places the organism in Eukaryota, Metazoa, Chordata, Aves, Passeriformes, Passeridae. The transcript has 10 exons.
AUGGAAGGCAAUCUUUUGGAAAAGUCCUGCUUCUUCCCUGGCCGCCGCAUCCGUGUGCCCGCCGUGCUUCGCCGCUUCCCGAGGCAGCCGGACGCCGUGACAGCCCCCUGCUCCCGUGCUUCCCGACGGAGCCUGCACCCUGCCCCGACCGCGACAACCUGCGCUGCUCCGCGACAUCGCCCGCAGCCACGGCAGCCCGUUCUGCGCCGAUGUUGGACACACCGCCUGCUGCUCCGUGGAAAUCGCUCCGAGCCGCGGCACGCAGAGCCCUCAGCUCCAGCACCCGCCGAGCUGACGCCGCCGGAGCGCCCCGGGAACGGCGGGCAUCUAGAUGAUGAUGGGCUGCCGCAUGGAUUCUGUACAGUAACCUAUUCAUCAACAGACAGAUUUGAAGGAACUUUUGUGCAUGGAGAAAAGAAUGGCCGUGGCAAAUUCUUCUUUUUUGAUGGAAGCACCCUGGAGGGGUACUACGUUGAUGAUGCCCUGCAGGGCCAGGGAAUCUACACCUAUGAGGAUGGAGUGGUCCUUCAUGGCACCUACGUGGAUGGAGAGCUGAAUGGCCCGGCCCAAGAGUACGACAGUGACGGGCGGCUGAUAUUCAAAGGGCAGUAUAAAGACAACAUCCGACAUGGAAUUUGUUGGAUUUAUUACCCGGAUGGAGGCAGCCUUGUGGGAGAAGUGAAUGAAGAUGGGGAGAUGACUGGAGAGAAAAUAGCCUAUGUGUAUCCUGAUGGAAAGACUGCAUAUUCUGGAAGGUUCAUAGAUGGAGAAAUGAUAGAAGCAAAACUGACAACGCUGACAGCUGUUGAGGAUGGGAAACCUCAGUUUGAAGUAGUUCCAGGCAGCCCAGUAUACAGUUUUGACAAAUCUACUUCAUCCUGCAUUUCUACAAAUGCCCUUCUUCCUGAUCCUUAUGAAUCAGAGAGGGUGUAUGUGGAUGUCUCUCUCAUUUCCAGUGCUGGAGAAGGAUUGUUUUCAAAAAUAGCAGCAGAAGCCAGUACAGUGAUGUCCUUCUAUAACGGAGUGCGAAUCACACACCAGGAGGUAGACAGCAGAGACUGGGCCCUCAAUGGAAAUACAAUAUCCCUGGAUGAUGAAACAGUCAUUGAUGUGCCAGAGCCCUACAACCACGCUGCCAAGUACUGUGCCUCACUGGGGCACAAGGCCAACCAUUCCUUCACUCCUAACUGCACCUAUGAGCCGUUUGUUCAUCCUCGUUUUGGGCCCAUCAAGUGUAUCCGUACCAUCAGGGCUGUGGAGAAGGAUGAGGAGUUGACAGUGGCUUAUGGGUACGAUCACAAUCCUGUGGGGCAGAAUGGGCCUGAAGCCCCAGAGUGGUACCAGCUGGAACUGAAAGCUUUCCAGGCUGCCCAGCAAAAGUGACAUGGGAGCACCUUCUCCGUUCAGCAAACUGAAACAGAAACUUGGAUCUAUGCACUACCUUUAUACUGAAAACUGGACAACCAGGGAUUGUUCAUGCUGUUGCGUCAUAAUCUUGCAUUCUGUGUUAAGAGAUAAGUUCCUUGGAUACUAACUAGGUUUGACUGUGUUACUCAUAGCAGAUUUAAAAAUUAGCUAGCAUUGCACCAGUCUUAUCUGAAGAAAUUAUUUAAUAUUCUAUACAAGAUGUGGUAUUCUUUGGUAGCUUCUGCUUUUGCACCAUAUGCAAAGAUGACCAAAAGACUAGAAAGAACCUAAAUUGGGUGUAUUGUUCACUUUUAGUCAGCAGACUUAGUGUUGCUCUCUACCUGCCUAGGCAUUAUUGCGCAACUGCAUUUUGCAUAUAUGCCACUUGUGAUGAUAACAGUAAUAUUUUGAUAUUCUCUAAUAGUAGCAUAAUUUUGCCUUUUUAAACCUUUGAUCUGAAUCUUGCAAUGGAGCAGUUUAUUUAUUAGCAUAUAGGAGGCUGGGUUUUAAUUCCCCUUUCCUCUUGUCUGAACGUUGUUCUUUCUACAAAUCCUCUUUUGCAGGAUAAAAUCCUUUCUAAUUAGUGGAAGGGCUUGUGUGUGUGUGUGAGAGUGCUGUGUGUUGGUUUCUGUGGCUCUCUAAAUAGUAUAGCAACAUGUCUAAACCUAAUAUUUAUCUAGCCUGCACGGCUGGCUUAUUUUAUUUAAUUUAUUAUUAUGACAUGCAAAUGAAGCUGUUCUUUGCAUGAAGAUUUUGUGAAAAGGAGAAAACGGACUUGCUAUUGAAAGACUUCCAGAAGUAAAUGUUCUGGAAGGCAAGCGUAUUACUUGCAUCCAUGUUCAUGAGUUGGUUUGUGUAUUUCACCUGUUCCAGUGGCCAGUUCUCAAGGCAAAAGAUGCUUGGAUCUCCCAUGGAUUCUCUGAAAGCAGGUGCAUGUAUUUGGGGGCAGGCUGUAGUCCUUGGUGAGGGAGAGCUGUAUCUUUUCACUUGAUGUUCACUUGAUGGAACAACAUAGCCUUAUAGCCAUCUUUUAGUAGUUCUGGUUUAUGACACAGUGAAUUAAUAUAAUAUGAGGUAUCAAAAGAAGAUUUUUUUAAAUAAAAGAUAUUAAAAGAUUGUUUUUGAAAGAAAAACAAUGAAUGUAAAAAUAUCACUCGAUGCUCAUAUUUAUAAACAGCAGUCAAUCCAUAGCUUUUUUGCAGCCAGCAGUGGGGGCUUGUGAAUAUUCAUCUGCAGGGCUGUAUUCUGGGGUUUUCAAGAGUAGGGAAGUUGUGUGGUUUUUCAGAUACUGUACCGGUCUUGCCUAAUGCUAUAUAAGAGAGAAAUCAUGCAUUGUCUUGGUCUGGAUACUGGAGCCUUUCUGGGACUCUGAUGUUCUCUUUUGGGUUUAGCAGUUUAGGAAAAACUCAGAUGCAUUUGCAACACUUUCUUUAAAUGUUUGUAGUUUUAAAAAGUUUGUAUAUAUGUAACAUAAAUGAUCUGGGAAUCAGAUCUACCUUUCUAUUGCGACACAUUUUGGUUGCUUGCUUGAAUUGUUGGAGGCAUGUGGCUGUCUGGGGAGCUGGGCAGGGAGAAUGUGCUGGGUACCUGCAGGUAGAAGGAUGAGACUGCUGUUACAUGCAGUCUGAGAAUCCUUGCUUUGGUACCUGAGGAAAGUUAGGAAUUACUCCUAACAGUCCGGGCUCUGUUUAGUCCCUGUGGCUGCUCACAAACAUUUUCCAUCUCCUCAUCAUUUCAGUUUGCACAGAAGUUGCUGUGUAUGUGUGCUGAGGUGGGGGACAGGCAGGCUCAGGGUAACACUUUCAGCAGUGAUCUGCACAUGAGCUGUGACACCUCCCAGCUGCACAUGCUGGACACUCAGGUCACAGCUCUGCACCUCAUCCACGGCAGAGGUGACAGGCCAGGGACUCACCUGAGUGUGCAGAGACACAACCAACCUCACACGUGAUGGAGAGUUGGCAUAGGUCAGUCAGCUGCUCAGCUUCACUAAAUGAUUCUCAAAAAGAAAUAUGCAUGACUUAUCUGUCCCUGCCUGCCCAUGGGUCAUUACUUCAGGUUAUCAGCUACUUGCAGGAAAGCCUCUGGUAGGGAGCUCUUACUUGUAUAUUGGGAAUUAUUGUGCCAGGAUCAUGAAGUUUGCAAAGCUGAGGCUUGAAUUUAGGUACAGGAAAGAACAGAGGGAAGACGUGAUUGAACCCUGCUGGGAAUGGAUAGUAACUCCUUCCACAUUCUUGGUAACCUGCUUUGGACUGCUGGCCUCUCUGUGCUCACUGAGGAAUUGUGUUUAAAAUGUUUUGAUCUCUAGAGCUCCCUUGCCUUCAUUUCUGAUCAGUCUCUGAUUCCUCUGCUAAUUUCCUGUGUGGAGUUGCUUAUGUUUUAAUAGAUUUGUCAGUCUUCAUAUUACCUGAUUUUGAGAUAAAUAGAAUAUAGGUGCUCUUUGUGCAUCAGGCUUGAAGAUUGUAUCCUAAAAUAGGGAAAUUCUAGGGAAAAAAAGGCACUCUGGUGUCCUGUGUCUUCUCAAAAAAAUUGGUGAGAGUCAAGCAGAUUCUUUUGUACACAUGUGUAGCCUGGUAGGUAGCAUGCCGCAGCUGUGGCUCCUGUCUCUGUUAUCUCUGCUGUCCUCAGCUCUGUAAAAUCUGUUGGUCCUUCUCUAGUUCCCUUCUUCAGCGACCAACCUUCUGUAAAAGUUGUGAUUACGGAGCUGCUUUGGCUUGACUCAGGACCAAGCCUUUUAACUCUUCUUUGUUUUCUCUCUCUUCCUGGUCUGUUAGAGUGGAGAUGGCUUUUGCCACUGGGUGAUGAAAGAGCUGUGUGGCCUUCAGAGGUGUGAGCUGGCAUCCCCUGGUUAAAACACAGGUUAGUUACAGAACUCCAAAUAAUGCCUUAACUUGGUCAGUGCGUUGCAGCUCAGUUUCUGGGGCUCACUAGAGAGCAAGACCAGCUUCAUAAAGUUCCUCAUUGGUAGUGUGAUGACAUCCAUAGACACAAGACCCACACCCAGCUAUGGUUUUCCUUUGGGGCAGAGGAAGCAUCACCUUGCACAGCAAUCUUCUUGGGUCUGUAGGAUGCAGCUGACUACUGGUGAAUAUGCAAUAAGUAAAGAAGCUCCACUUCUUAGAGUCUGGCCAAAGACCUUUCCUGUCAGUACAGAAGCUGGGAGGAGAGCUGAUGCCUGUCAGCUGAGCCUGAGUGAGUGGCUAGCUCUCAGGAUAUGCAUUGUGACUAAAGAAUAGCAUAAGAAAACCUGGAAUUGCUGCAUUUUUCAGGUACAGAUCAGUUCCCAAAAUCUGCCUUUGGUCUGGCAGUACUGCACGUGGCUUCUCCAUGAUGAGAAGGUUACUUGAGCUUCUUUAUGAGAAUCCUGUAUUAUGCUGUAUUAGAGGCUGCUGAUGAUCUCUUUAAAAAAAAAAAAAAAGAAAUCUGAAGUGGAUCUUCCUGUGAUGGCAGCACAGGGUUUUGUCACCAGGAAUACAGAGGCUUUGUUUUCUGGAAGUGGCUACUCUUGGAGAUGAGAGCCAGAAAAGUUGCAGCUGAGAGCUGCCUGCUCCUGGGGUCACUCCACUGGAUAAGAAGGAAGGAAAAGGGCUUAGGCCAUGUACAGGGUGUCUGAAGUUGAGUCUUGUACUAUAAUUUUACUUUUGGGGAUCCUGAUUUUCUUUUCCGGCAAAGGCUUUUUAUUCCCUUAUUUAAAAAAAUUAUAAAAUACUUACCCUACAUAAAUACCUGUAAAUUUUGACUGCUGAAAAAGUCAAAGGAGAUACAUGGAAAUGGCUUUUCAGCUGUGAGAGUAUUUUGACUUUUUCUGCAGUUGCCAUGAUACCUCCUAGUAUCUCCUGGGAUGGUCCAUGCUUUUAAUAAGGUGAAGCUCCCGGGGAGGUUCUGGGAGGCCCUGGGGUGAGGCUGCAUGUUUUGGGAGUGACUAGGCAAGCUUCUCCUUGGCACAGCCUUUCCAGAUGCAGAAGUGUUGCACACAGGUGGCAGGGGUCCUGUAGCAUGUUGCUAGAAGCAGCAUGCUACAAGAAGCAAGAGCUCUGUCAGGGAUUUCUCACCCUCUGUCAGACAUUGGAGGAGCAGAGUAGCCAACAUAUCCCAUCUGCUAAGAGAAAUUCAGAAGUUAUGGAAAUUGGCACUUUUUUGUUUCCUUCCCAGCUGUUGCUCUUGUCCUCAGUCAAACCAGUGCUCACCACUUGGGCUGUGCCAGUGGGUGGAGCAGUGUUGCUUCUGUCCCAGGUAGACCUCUGUGAUUUGUGUCCUUUCACUCCUUUUGAUGGUCUUUAGGAAAAUGCUGCUGUUGUGAUGAGGUAACAUUACACAGAGCCAAGUAUCUGCUGCUUUGUUCUCCUGUGGCCCAGCAGAAUUGCUGGAGCUGUGGGUGCCUGAGGGCUUCACCUCCAAGCACUUAAAAAAAACAAAUUGCUUUGGAAACAGUGGUACUGAAGUAUCUUCUUACAUGCUGGGGUGCUGCCUGUUCCUCACUUCUGCUGCACUGCUGUGUGCCAGGGGCAUCCAGGCAAGGAAAGCAGGUGUGGGAGCAGCUUCAUCUGCAAGUGGAAAUGAGCUUCACCUGCAGUGAACUUGUUCCUUGUGCUUCAUGUCAUGGAAACAUGAGAACUGUAUUUUUGGACAAAGAAUUUCUAAGCAGUCUUAUAAGGGAUUUUUUUUUAAGGAAAAAGAAAAGGUGCAAGAUUAAGUGCAUGUUUAUUUGUCCCAGAUCAAAGGUUUUGAACACUAAGGUCACUCUGUCUUGAGUGGACCCUCCUCUGUCUGCAGGCAGUAGAACUUCCUGCGCUUUUUCUCUUUACCAUUUUACUGUAACUCUUUUUUUCCCCUAGGAGAAAUACCUGUACAAAAAUUAUAAGCAAUUAAAUAUUCAAGCCAUAAAAUCAUGAUUGUGGGAUGGCCUGCUUCACGAGUUUUAACAUUUCUAUGUAAAAUGAUGUUUGUAUGAAAUAUUUUCAUGGUAGAAAGAAUAUUUAAACAAAAAAGCUGUAGUAAGAUCUAAACCAGAUUUAAAGGGGUGUCUUUUUGUAGGAUGCAAGUGUAAUUGAAUACCAGUAAGUAGAUAAUUUUUUUUUUAGGGGAGAUGCAACAAAUGAUCCUUAAAAUUACAAAUGGUCAUUUCUGCUAUUUGGGGAAGUAUUUAUGCAGCAUUACAUGCAGCUGCCAUAAAUAAUUGCAGUAGCAAGGCUAGUCACAUUUUCAAGACGUACCUCUCAGCUUCCCUUCCUGAUACCUUACAAACGACCCAUCCCUCCUUCCUGUAGAUCCCCUUCUAGAAAACUUUUCCUACUGCAGCUGUAACAAGCUUAACUCUGAGCUAAGAACCAGACUAAAAUUGUGUAUUACUUAACAGUUUCUGCUGGGCCUUCUGCUAUUUUAAUACUCUUUAGCCCAUACUUACUGGGUGUCUCUGUUCUGAAGAACUAAGUGCUAAAGAAUAAUCUUUGGGGUAAGCUUAUACAUGUGGUAACAGUUAACCCCGGAGUAUUCAACUUGUGUACAGUACUUGAUAGGUGUUUUAUGACAUUUGUACUCGAACUAUGAGCCUUACUGAACACCUGUAAGUUUAUUCAUGACUUUUAAAAAAUGGAUAACUCUAAGAAAGAUGUUUACAUGACUGAUGUUUGCCCUUCUUUCAUGUUAUGAAUGGGGUUUUUAUAGUGUGUUUGGGCGUAUGUGCAAGGAAGCAAGAAAAGUGUUUCUGGGGAAAAACAGACUUGACAAACAUUUGUAAUAAGUGAAUUUUAAAGAUUGCUUUAAUUGCGCUAUGAAGGCAAUGCAAAAAUAAAAUAUUCAACAGAAAAA